AUGUCUUCGUCGUCAGGCCAUAACAAAGCUAUAGGACACUCGACCAGUGUUACGUACGACAUUUUCGUUGGAAAUCUACCCGCCGAUGCUAACGAGAAAAAUGUUGGACGUUUGUUUUCUAAAUUUGGAGAAAUUCAAUCAAUCUCUGUUAGAGACAACAAUAGUACACCUGGUACUAAAAUUUCCUCUCAACAAGUUCCUUCUGCUACGUCCCCCAGACCUCGUUCUGUCAUCCACCUGCUCAAGCCCGCCAGGAAUGUCACGCACUGCUUUCCCUUGUCCCUCUUUCCCUUGUCCCUCUUUCCCUUGUCCCUCUUUCCCUUGUCCCUCUUUCCCUUGUCCCUCUUUCCCUUGUCCCUCUUUCCCUUGUCCCUCUUUCCCUUGUCCCUCUUUCCCUUGUCCCUCUUUCCCUUGUCCCUCUUUCCCUCUAUUUUCUAUUUGAUCUGCCACCCUCCUCUGUCCCCUUCUCUUCCCACCACCCUCCUCUGUCCCCUUCUCUUCCCACCACCCUCCUCUGUCCCCUUCUCUUCCCACCACCCUCCUCUGUCCCUUCUCUUCCACCACCCCCCUCCUCUGUCCCUUCUCUUCCCACCACCCUCCUCUGUCCCCUUCUCUUCCCACCACCCCUCCUGUGUCCCUUCUCUUCCCACCACCCUCCUCUCUGUCCCCUUCUCUUCCCACCACCCUCCUCUGUCCCCUUCUCUUCCCACCACCCUCCUCUGUCCCCUUCUCUUCCCACCACCCUCCUCUGUCCCCUUCUCUCUCAAAAAUAAUACAACUGCCAUUGAAGUUUUGCUCUUGAUUUCUUCAUGGAAAUUAGACUUUCUUUUUUCUUUAUCACACAGGUAUGUGCGCUACUAUUGUGAUGAGGAUUCCAAGAAAGCCGUUGAAGAAUGCAAUGGCUGUGAGGUAGACGGCAAUCGAAUCAUAGUGAAGAAAACAGGCAAGAAUGACAAGAGACAAAGACUCCCUGGAGACAAAUCACAAUCUACAGGAAAUAAAGCUGUUGAUAAAAGAAUGGACAAAAUGAACAACAGAGGACCAGACAUCGUGCCAUUUGAGGACCGACCAAACCGGCAUGGAGGAAACAACAAGCAAGAUGGCAAAAGUUCUCGUUCCAGUCAAUCCUCUUUGGAGGAUUCUGGAGAUGAAACAGUCUUAGUAAGUUAUGUGGAAAACUGUAAUGUCUUGUGGGUGCAAGUUGUGAAUGAAGAUGUACAGGAACGUCUCCUUUUUGUGUCCAACCAAUUGGCAGAGAUAUGUCCUUCGGCGAAAAUGGCUGACAAUUUCCAACUUAUUAAGAUCUAUGCGGCUAAAUUUUCUGAAGAUCAGCUGUGGUAUCGAUGUAUUAUUAGGGAACAGCUUGGUUCCAACAGGGUGCGAGUUCUGUUUGUGGACUAUGGCAAUGAAGAAGAGAUGGCUGCAGCUAAUGUUGUUGAGGUUCCCCAAUCUUUAUGUGAAUUCAAGCCAUUUGCCAGGAAAGUGAUUUUACAUUUGACUAAAAGCAAGAAGUUCAAUGAUGAGAAGGGGGUAGCAUUUGUGAAGGAGUUUACCAAUGGUAAGCUGCUCAGACUCCGGCCUUCUGUUCGUCUGACAGAUGGCACAGGCAUUUAUGGAGAAUUAUUCUAUGAAGGCAUGAACUUGACUGACCUAUUUGUGCAGGAGGGUUACAUUGUGAAGAAAAUUCUACAUCAGAAAAACAAUCAAACAAUACCUGUACCUUCCCCUCUGUUAACUCUAAGCUGUUCUCAGCCACCACUUUCAUCAUCUACCUCCUCUUCCCUAUCUACCUCCAACAUGGCAAGCCUCAAUGCUGGACCUUUACCAGCACCCUGCAGCAACAUGGACCAGUUGAUUAAUAUGAACAAGGCAGUCAUCUCCCAUGAUAGAAGAGAAAUGACUUCCACUUCACCAAGCUGGGGUUCUGUUGAAAAUAUGAGUCUUAUCCAGUUGAGAUCAGAAUUAACUUCGGUUAAACAAGAAUUAGUUCAAACCAGGCAAGAGAAUAAUGUUCUGUCUGUGGAAUUGGCAAAUACUCGCACCAAGCUAAAGAAUUUACAAGUAGAAUAUAACAACAAACUUGCAGAGGAGUCACCACACGCACUGCUUAAAAAAAUUAACAGUUUAAUAGAAAAGGUCAAAAAACUAAGGAGCCAGUUUCCAAGCAAUGGUGAAGGGAGUUCAAGCACUUUGGCUAAAGCAAUUGAGUUAGCCACCAGUUGUGACCGAAUGCACACACUGUCUCCUGGUUCCCUCAACACAGUCAACAGCUUGAUUUCAGUGUUCAACACUUUACAAAAAGAGAUUCUCAGUACUGAUAAGGAUCAACCUCCUCAUACUCUCUCUGUCUCUCUCUCAUACUCUCUCUCUCUCGCCAGUCCCUCAUACUCUCUCUGUCUGUCGCGCCCUCAUACUCUCUCUCUCUGCCUCCUCCCUCAUACUCUCUCUGUCUGUCUGUCCAAGCUCCCCUCGCCUCUCUGUCUGUCACAAGACUCCCUCAUACUCUCUCUGUCUGUCCCAAGACUCCUCUCUCUCUGUCUGUCGCCCUCAUACUCUCUCUGUCUGUCGCACUCCCCUCAUUCUCUGUCUGUCUGUCGCGACUCCCUCAUACCUCUCUCUGUCUGUCGAAAGCACUCCCUCUCUUGUCUGUCGCCCUCCCUCGCAUACUCUCUCUGUCUGUCGCCAAGACAUCCUCUUCUCUCUGUCUGUCGCAAGACUCCCUCAUCUCUCUCUGUCUGUCGCAAGACCCUCAUACUCUCUCUGUCUGUCGCGCACUCCCUCAUACUCUCUCUGUCUGUCGCGCACUCCCUCAUACUCUCUCUCUGUCUGUCGCCAAGACUUCAUACUCUCUCUGUCUGUCGCCUCCCUCAUACUCUCUCUGUCUGUCGCCUCCCUCAUCUCUCUGUCUGUCGCGCCCUCCCUCAUACUCUGUCUGUCGCUCCCUCAUACUCUCUCUGUCUGUCGCGCACUCCCUCAUACUCUCUCUGUCUGUCGCGCACUCCCUCAUACUCUCUCUGUCUGUCGCGCACUCCCUCAUACUCUCUCUCUCUCUCUCUAAAAAGUGAACUUGAUGAAUUGAUAGAAACACGGGACACAACUCGUCUAAAACUGUAUGAAAAUUUAUCUGCUUGUUUGGCUGAUCUGUCUAACAUUCCACUGGAAGAUAAAUUAAAUCAAAUGCAGGAUGUAGUUAACACAUUAGGAAUGGAAUAUAAAAACUUUCUUCAUUUUUCAAUCCACUCUGUCCCUCCCCUGGCAGAUCUUUUGCCAGCAUAUACAGAAUGGAAGAGGAAAAAAGAGAUCGAAUUUCAAAAAGUUCGAACAGAGACCGAUUCCAGUCGGAAAGGUUUAAGUAAAUCUUUACUGCUUAUUGAUGAGCAAAUGAAGCUCACUUGUUCCUUAGCACCAAGCGAGGAAAUCCCGGAUCUGCAAUAUUGGCUGAAACAGUUCACACAGGUUUUGCAACAAGAAAUUGCAGUGACCGAUUUGGAACACAGUCGAAAUGCAACUUUUGUUACUUCCAUCCUGCAUGCAGUAAAGAGAGAACUUGAUAGUGAACAGAAAACCUUUUCAGACUUCCAUCGAUACAUCACAGAAUUCAAGAAGCUGAAGGAUGAUUUAUAUCCAUGGUUACACCAGAAACCCCAACUGAAUGAGCUGCAAGAGUCAAAGAAAAAAGUACGAGGGCUUAAAUCUCAACUUCGGCACAAACUAGCUGACCUCCAAGAUAUUGAGGAGAAUGAAGGUUACAAUGAUCACCAUGUGAAAAUGAAAAAAGAACUUGAAGAAGUCAGGGCCAAUUUGCAUCAAGCAAUUACUGAAGAAGAUGAACAUAUGGCUCAAAUUGCCAGAGAAGCUGAACAACACUUUCCAGAGUUAAUGCUGCAAAACUCUGAACUAGGAUUGAACAGUUAUUUGAGUUACAAUGGAAUGGUGAAAGUUGGCCGAGAACCUGACCAUUACAGCCUAGACAAGCAAAUAGCCCCAGGAAUCUACCAGUAA
Molecule: messenger RNA, 4002 nt
Organism: Acanthosepion pharaonis
Lineage: Eukaryota; Metazoa; Mollusca; Cephalopoda; Sepiida; Sepiidae
Source: the annotation of a GenBank genome assembly